Molecule: messenger RNA, 1552 nt
Organism: Dichomitus squalens LYAD-421 SS1
Lineage: Eukaryota; Fungi; Basidiomycota; Agaricomycetes; Polyporales; Polyporaceae
Product: carbon-nitrogen hydrolase
Exons: 5
Coding region: 23-982 (319 amino acids)
Molecular function (GO): catalytic activity
Source: RefSeq, a predicted model, not a curated record
AGUUACGCUAGCUUGUGGCGCAAUGUCCAACACUAUCAAGGCUUCAGUGGUCCAAGCUGCAACUGCUGCAUACUCGCUUCCCGAUACUUUGGACAAGCUAGAGAGAUUGACUCGCCUUGCCAAAGAACGCGAUGGUGCACAGCUGGCCGUAUUCCCGGAAGCAUUCAUCGGCGGGUACCCAAAAAUGUCUACAUUCGGGCUUGUUGUGGGGGAUCGUCUCCCGGAAGGACGCGAUGAAUUCGUCCGUUACGCGAAAGCCGCCAUCGAGAUCCCAUCGCCCGCUAUAACUAGAAUCGAGCAGAUCAGCAAGGAGACGAACGUCUUCCUUGUUGUCGGUGUUAUUGAACGCGACAAUGGCACCCUCUAUUGCACCGCAAUUUUCGUCGACCCGGAGAAAGGCUAUGUCGCGAAGCACCGAAAGCUCGUACCAACCGCCAUGGAACGCACGAUCUGGGGCCAAGGCGACGGCACGACACUCCCAGUGCUCACCAAAACGUUCGAAAGUACCCAAGGUCCUCCGGUUGAGACGAAGCUCUCCGCGACCAUAUGCUGGGAGAACUACAUGCCUUUACUCCGGACGUGGUACUACUCUCAGGGGACACAGAUUUACUGCGCGCCAACUGUCGACGCGAGGCCAUUGUGGCAGAGCACGAUGACACACAUCGCCCUGGAGGGCCGUUGCUUCGUCUUGUCUGCAUGUCAGUUCUCCCAGGAGAAGGAUUACCCUCCGGACCAUGCUGUGGCGAACGCCGAAGCUCGGGACCCCGAGAACGUGAUGAUCGCUGGCGGAAGCGUCAUCAUCAGUCCUCUGGGCAAGGUGCUGGCGGGCCCCCUUUUGGGCACCGAAGGCAUUAUCUCGGCGGACUUGGAUAUGGACGACAUCCUCCGCGGGAAGUUCGAUUUGGAUACUACUGGCCAUUAUGCGAGGAAUGAUGUAUUCCAAUUGAGACUUGUUGACCCAGCAGUGUCAUCUGCGAAGUAAUGAUGGCAUUGAGCAAUGCCGUAGCUGUUGUAGAACCUCCAGCGAGAAUUUGAAGUAGCCUUCCCAGGAGCUGUCCGAAGGAUCCCGCAGCGUAUGCGUAGGCAAUAUAGGCUGUCCGUCGUGUACAGAGUCACGACCAUGUUCACGUCAGUACUCCUUAGUGAAGGACCUUCGGACUGAUGCUGUCCAUCAGUCUUAUCAAACUCAUGCGUUAUUGUCUUCGGGAGUUCUGCAACUAUGCCUAAUUCGCUCGAGAAAGCGUGCGGCGAGUAACAUCGCGAACAAAUGGCUCAGAUAAUUGGGAUGAGUACUCGUGAUCAGGUCAAUGCUCACCGCUAUUGGCCAGAAGAUUUCGAGGAGGGUGUUAUAAGGACUGCAUCCAAAGUCUCCUGCGCGCGAUCGAUCGCAGGUGGGCCUCCUGCAUGCACUCUCUACCUUGCUCGUCAUCCUCGGACAUCAUGCUCUCGCUAUCGAACAUUCGCCGAGUUCGGCGGUUGAGCGCCGCCAGGUUAUUGCGCGGUGUCUCUCUGCGACGUCGUAGUACUACAUCAACUCUUCGCUUUGAAAUGG